This is a messenger RNA of Paramuricea clavata, 576 nucleotides long. Lineage: Eukaryota; Metazoa; Cnidaria; Anthozoa; Malacalcyonacea; Plexauridae. The record is from the annotation of a GenBank genome assembly.
AUGUAUCAAAUGCAACAUAGUCGAGUGAAUUUUGAUGAAGAAAGGUUAUUGAGUUUAAAACUAAACCCCUUGCAUCGUAAUCUUCACAAGAAUUUAACUCUAUCUUCUAACUUAGAUCCGGACUCCAACUUUCGUGAUGAAAAAUUUAAUUGCGAUUUUUUUAAUGAAUGUAGUUUAAAUAACUUACUGCUCAACUCAUCUCAAAAUACUAACCACUUAUCUUUCAUGCAUUUGAAUAUUCGUAGUUUAAACUGUAAUCUAAAUAGUCUGCAGAACUUGCUCGCAAGAAUACAUAAUCCGUCUUCGGUCAUUGGAAUUUCCGAAACCUGGUUUCAGAAUUCACUCCACCAGGUUGACAUUAAUGGGUAUAACUUUGAACACAACUAUCGUUCCAACAGAACCGGAGGUGGGGUUGGGAUGUAUAUCGCAUCUACACUUGAUUACAAAAUUCGUUAUGAUUUGUGCUUUGAAAAUACCGAAAUUGCUGAAUCGUUAUUCAUUGAGAUUGCAAAUCCCAAGGGUAAGAAUUAUGUUGUGGGAGUGAUAUAUAGACGGGCUAAAUAUACUGAUCGAUAA